AGCCAUUUUGGCUCAAGCCGCUGUGGCUCAAGCAGCAGUGCUCGAGUAACAGACCUAUGGUACUAUCCGAGCUCAGGUGGCCAUGGCGAGUGGGGCCAUGAUCGGAAAGAUUAAUUCUCCCAUCACCACGCUGAUGCUCCGCAAUUUGCCCCGAAGGUACACCCAGGAGCAGCUCCUGAGGGAGAUCCAGGACGUGGUGGGCACCACGGUCGACUACAAUUUGUUGUACGUGCCCUGGGAUUCGCGUAACAAUUGCAACGUCGGCUAUGCGUUCUUGAACUGCUGCGACGCGGAGGGGGCGGAACGGUGUCGCAUGAUCUUCAACGGAUACUAUUUCUGCAGGUCGGCGAAGCAGAAGCAGUGCAGCGUGUUCACUGCCCACAUACAGGGACUGGAGAGCAAUUUGAUCCACCUUCUCACGACAUCCAUGGGUGUGCUCGCCACAGGGGGCCAGCCCGACAAGAACAUGCCAGUCAUCAUCUGGCAGGGGCAGAGGGUCAGGUUUCAGAAAGUCGUCGCCGCCCUCCAGCGCGCCGACGCGCCCGUGGGGCACAGGCCGCUGGCCCAGCCCUGCGGCAGCGCGGGCCCGCUCUUCUGGUCCGACACGGCCCUGCCGCAGGAGCGCGCGCCCUGGCCCGAGGCCACGACGGCUCGCAGGCUGUUCGCGUCAAGCGAGGGCACGACGGCGCCCUGGCCGCCAGCGCCGGCGCCGGAGAAGAGUGCCGCGGAGGGGAAGUGGGAGUCCGCCGCGAGCACGACGACGCCGGGGUUCGUGUCAGAAGCUUCCACGCAGGGGCUUUGGUCUCACGCCAGCCUCCCGCGCUGCGGCCGCUACCGUGAGGGAGACGUCGGCGAGGAGUACAGCUCCCCCGAUCCGCGGAUGGUCAGCAAUGACGGCCACUUCAGCCUCAUGCUGGCAGAGGACGCGCUCGUCCAGCGCAUCGGGGCCGCCAGGGCGGAGCGGCGCCUCGCGCUGCCUCACGCGUCUGAGGCCAGGGCAGCCCUGCUGGAGAGGCGCGUCGCCGCUGCCUCCUCGCCGUUGCUCCCCGCUUCUUCCGGCGCGCCUCCUGCAGCCGCUCCGCCGCAGGAUCCGCGGGCCUCCCCGCACGUGCCGGAGCCGCCCCCGGAGGCCCGCCCCACCUCUGGGCAGCCCCAGGCAGGCCUGCGGCGCUCGCCCGGCCUCGAGCGCGGCGCCCCCGCGAGGCCUGCGGGCGGAGCGGUCGAGGGCGAGGCCGGCGGGGAUCAGGCGCGGCCGCCUACCGCAGCGGCGGAUGGGACGAGAAUUCUGGAGCUGGGGAAUCACCUCAGCUCGCGGGUGUUCGAAAAGUUCUUCGAGAAGCACCCCAACGACCCAGGAGGACGCCCUACCUGCCAUGCUGGCAGCGGGGCUUCCGUGGGCCGCUCUGACGGUGCAGGUAGGCAAGUUGCCGACCAGGGUGCUGGCAGCCCGAAUAUUUUCAGUCUGUGACGAGGGAGCCCUCGCGGGCCAAGUCGAUUCCCUCUUCAUCCUCCAGCUCCGUUUGCUCAUCCUCUUUCUCCUCCUGCUCCUUCUCCGCGACCAUGGGAUUGCUCUCCUGUCCUUUUUCCGAUCUCACCUCAUUUCUUUCAUAGGUUGCGCCUCCUACCUUUCCUACCUGGUCACAGUAGGGCUAGUCAGCCUGGCAGACAGCGCCAGCUGCGCCACGCCGUGGUUCGCCAGCCCCGCAACACCGUGCUGUCAACUGUUUGCCGCUGGGUAUCCACAGCUUGGGGUUCGUAUGAUUCCGUUGCUGGUCGUACACCUCGCCCACACGUUGCCACCCGUUGCCCGCAUCAAAUGCGAAGUGUGGACGCUUAGUUUUCUCUCAUGCGUUGUUUAAUCUGUAUGCUGAUGGUCAGCGAGGCUUCUCAACUCGGGCCGUGCUCUCGCUGUCGAUGGGCGGACGUGCCUCUUUUGCACGGUGUGUGCAAUGUGGCAACUCUCUGUCCCGCACAUGUUCCGAAUAGUUUUCUCUCGCGGCGCCUUCAAUGCACCUUGUAACGUUCGCCAUCAAGCUCAGAAAAUUUAAGUUAAGACAGCCUGAUAGUGUCAACCAUUGCUGUUGCACGCGUUCCAGCCAACUUCGGCCUGCGAAUGUUCUACGGCCGUGGCUACACGGUGUGCCACUAGGCGAUGGCCGUGGAACAGGAGACGGGAUGGGGGAUUGAUGAAAUCAAUGGGGAGAUGGCCACGCCAGCACAUGCGAAAUUCCCACCGCUUGCUGUCGUAGACUGCGCUGUUCGACUUGGUCAGCUUCAUCAGCGUAUGGUAGUCUGCUGGCAGGAUUCGCGUUUGGACCGGCUAGCCCUUCCGGAAA
This is a messenger RNA of Prorocentrum cordatum, 2336 nucleotides long. NCBI's taxonomy places the organism in Eukaryota, Dinophyceae, Prorocentrales, Prorocentraceae. The record is from the annotation of a GenBank genome assembly.